AUGGGAUUCUUAGUACAAAAUGAAAAGGUCAUUAAUAAAAGCUAUAAAGGAGCAUACAUUGAAAAUAAAAUAAAUGAGAAAUAUUUGGAUUGUAAUAAGAAAAAAAAAUUUCUUUAUUCUAUAUAUGAUUUAAAUAAAAAUGAAAAUGAUAACAAUAUUUAUAAUACAUGUAAAAAUUUAAGCACAAACAAUUUUUACUUAAGUGAAAUAAAUAAUGCAAAUAGUAGUAAUAAUAAGUACUAUUCAGAAGUAAAUACAAGCAAUUUAAAUAAUAUGAAUAAUGAAAAAUUAUUAAUAAAUAAAAUUAAUUUUAAUGAUAACAACGAUUCAUGUGCAAAAGAAAUUAAUUUAUAUAAUGGUCAUGAUAAUAGUAACUCAUUGAUAAAUGAUAAUAAUUCAAAUAAAACUAAUAAUUUAUUUUUAAAUGUAAAGAAUGAUUCAUUUGUAAACAAAAGUGAAUUUAAUAAUACAAAUUUUCAAUUUAUAAAUAAAAGAAAUUCAAAUAAAAUAGAUAAUGAAUCUUCUUUAAAUGAAAAUAUUUUAAAGAAAAGUUGUCAGAACUCAUUUAUAAGUGAAAAAAAUUUAGAUAAUAUAAAUAAAAUAAAUAAAGAAAAUAGCAUAAAUAAAAUUGAAAAUACACAAAGACUAUAUAAUAAUGAACAUAAAACAAAUAUUGAUUAUUCUAAUUCAAAUAAAAGUAAUUUUAUUAAAUUAAAUAAUUCUUUUUUAAAUGAAUAUAAUUUAAUAAAUGGAGAUAUAUUAAACAAAAAAUAUAUAAAGCCAUUUAAUAAUAGUGCUAUAGAAAAAGACUUUAUUAAAAAUUUCUUUGAUUCAAAUAAUGAAAAUAAUUACUUUAAUGUAAACAAUAAACAGAAUGAGGUUAUAAAAAAAAAAAUAGAAAAAAAAAUCGAUGAAAAUGAUUAUUUAUUUCACGCCAUUAAUGAACUUUUAGAAGUUGGAUUAAAAAAUGAGUGUAUACCUUUAUUUGAAAGGCUUCAGCAAAAUCUCUUUUUUUUAGUAAUGCUUGCAAAUAUUCCGAAUGAAAAUUUUGAUGAUAUAGAAAGUAGUUCUGAUUAUUAA
Messenger RNA from Plasmodium relictum, 1080 nucleotides. RefSeq names its product conserved Plasmodium protein, unknown function. NCBI's taxonomy places the organism in Eukaryota, Apicomplexa, Aconoidasida, Haemosporida, Plasmodiidae. The coding region runs from base 1 to 1080 and encodes 359 amino acids. The record is from RefSeq and is a predicted model, not a curated record. The transcript has a single exon.